Trichoderma harzianum CBS 226.95 is the source of this 2847-nucleotide messenger RNA. RefSeq lists its product as hypothetical. The transcript has 5 exons. The coding region runs from base 1 to 2847 and encodes 948 amino acids. Gene Ontology annotation, cellular component: mediator complex. The record is from RefSeq and is a predicted model, not a curated record. Gene Ontology annotation, biological process: positive regulation of DNA-templated transcription. NCBI's taxonomy places the organism in Eukaryota, Fungi, Ascomycota, Sordariomycetes, Hypocreales, Hypocreaceae.
AUGCCCCUUAUGCUGGAUAACGCCGUCCCGGUCGAUCUAAACGACGUGGAUGAUCUUUUUGGCGAUGGCGUCGGCCUGUCGCUUCCCGAUAGAUCGCAUGAUAGGCCGCUUUCACUCAAGGUGGAUGAUGUGAGAAGCCGUGGCUGCUGCCAGACUAUAGCCUGGUCGAAAUCCGGAACGGUUGCAACUAUCACGCCGGACGGCCAGUUCUUGCAGCUCCGCUUCUUGCGAUGCGACCCGGCUGACGGAGCGUGGGACCUUAGCAAGCCGACGACAUGUGAGCUUAUCAAGGGAUCUUCUGGUAUUCCCCUGGUUCACUUGGAGUGGGGGUCAACCAACGUCCCAGAGCUUGCAAUCAUUGAUGCGGUGGGAAGAGUUGUGAUAGUUAGCUUCUCCAUAUCUCUCAACCACCCUUUCAUCACGAGGAAGUACGACACAGACUCUAUCGACGAUGCAAACGCUGUGGUGGGGGCACAUUGGCUGGCAGUAGCGCCGCAGAACCAGCAGAAAUCGUACAACAUCAUGUAUGGACCAGCAACUCGAAAUGGCAAUAGCUAUCAGUAUGAGAGCUCCUUUGUUCACGCCGGCGGGCCAAGCCACCCCCAUUCAUCAAAGAGUGCUUUGUUUUGCGUCACAAUCAGCGGCAUGCUGAAAAUGUUUUGGUCACAAAACAAUAAUCGAAUGGAAGAGACUACGAUGGAGCUUGAGAGUGUAAACUCACUGGACGAGCUGGUCACGCAUGCGGCUCUUGCUUCCGACAAAAGAUAUCUGCUGGUUGCUGUUGCGACCUCAUCAAAGCAGCUCAGGCUGCUCAAAAUAGAGAUUCAAUGGGGCGGUCCUGGUUCGCAACCCGACAAAAACCCUCUGCCACAGAACGCUCGACUUAGCCCUUCGCUGGUCGAAAAGCAUCUCGCUGCUACGACGUGGCUGCAGACGGGACCCGGGGAUGCCGGCAAUGAUGCUUCCAUGGCAGAGCUAUCUCACUUGCACGUUCUCCCUUCCAUCAUUGAUAAUACUGGCAAAAGCACCGUCUCGCCCAUGAUUAUCGCCAUCAGGACGCGCACACCCACCUCUGGAUCCUAUCAAACCGCUCAGACCAUUAUUGACCGCUGGGAAGCGGUGAGCGAACAGCGCCACAACCUUCACCCAGCUUUUGAGCAGCUGGGAAAUCGAAGGAACAGCGAAGUCACAGAGCAGACGGCCUAUACGCGGCUGCGAAAAUUGGAACCGAUUACGAUUAACAAGGUGUUGAUUAGUUUUCAGCCCGCCCAGUUCGGAAAACUCUUGGUUUUGACCAUGUCUGACGGUACCGUUGAAUACCGAGAUCGAUUUACCUUUGAAGAAGUCUAUGCGACAGAAGAUACCAACAAAGUAAUGAACUUGCGUCAAGUUGGCUGGAAUUUUGGCGAGGAAGGAUCAUGCCAACAGGUCGCCUUUUCCCCAACUCACUGCUCCAUGGUCCAGAUGUCAGAUGAAGGGAAAAUCAAAUGGUGCAAGCUGCAAUAUCCGCUUGGCGACAUUGGAAAUUCCUUCCAAGAGGUCCGUUACGGGGCCACAAUAGCCGGCCUGACGGUAGCGGCUGCGUCUGCCCUGUGGCAUCAGGCUAAUUAUGACGACUUGCUCGCCAUUGUAGCGCCGUAUACAUCCAAGAGACGGUUUAUUCACGACUGGAUCACUGAGAUCAUCAAGGUCCUCAAGAUUCAAGUCGAUUACUCUGAAGAACUUCACCAUGAUUUGCUUAUGAGGAACACACCGCUUCAGAGUUGCCUGAGCUUCAUGAAUAGCUUGGGGUUUAAAGGGGAGACACAUCCCAGGACAUUCCAGGGCAAGUUUGCCAUGAUUGACCUCAAUGUGCGCAACGUCGUCGUUCUCAUCACCCUCGCAAUCAACACACCUGUAACAGUGCGGGAGAAGAUGAGUCCCCUGGAUGAACAUGAGGUUGUAGAAGCAUUAGCCGGCUGCGCCAAAUGGUCUCUAGAUUUGCUGUCAUGGCUCACUGACAGCCUAUUUUCACUGAUGAACGACAGUGAGUUCAUAGCGAGGCUGGAGCCCAAGCGUUUUGGAGAGGUGACGCCAUAUCUUCAAAAACGAAACGAUGUAUCGCUGCACCUCCUGCUCUCGUCAUCAAGCAGGAGCUUUCUUAUAUGUGUCUGCCGUAGGAUUGCUCAUCUGGAAUCUCUGAGCGAACGGGCGAUAGAAUUCUACCGAGGCCAGUCGGCGAAUAUGGACCAAACAGGCGGUCCCAAGAUGUCCAAUCCUAAGCUCCAGCAAGCCUACCAAAAGAUGCAGCAUAUUACAACAUCUAGCCUCGUUAAAGUCGCCGAUUUUGAGAAGCUGCUCAACGUCCUCGGUGGGGACGUUCGGCAGGCAUACCAGGCGUUUCUGCCAAACAUGAUUAAAAGCUCAAGUCAAAACCCCCAGGGAAAGCAAAUCGACCUGGCUGUUAAGGCAGCGCAGGUUCAGGUGGAGUUGAGUAUGCUCUUGGCUGCAGGGCCGCCGGCACCCUUCUUGCCUGUCAUUAAGAAGUUCUUUAGUAAAGAACUCCCUGCAUUCAGGGCCCUUUGCGACCCUUCAAAGCUCUUCUUUGCAAACUACGAUCUUCUCGGCGUCCAAGACGACGAGUCUAGCUUGGCGCGUAACGGCUCGAGAUUUGUCUACGUCGACCUGUUCAAAAGGGUGGAGAUGAAGCUCGGGGCUCAACAAUGGAGAAGAUGCACCCGCUGUGCCUGUGUGAUGGAAGACGUGUUCGGGAGUCGUCCCGGGUACAGCUUCGUAUUGGGGCAGCAGCGCAAAUGUGCUUGCGGUGGGUUAUGGGCAUUGUUGCCAAAGGGAAAGCUGAUCUUGUAA